Messenger RNA from Meriones unguiculatus (Mongolian gerbil), 1742 nucleotides. RefSeq names its product chitobiase (gene Ctbs). NCBI's taxonomy places the organism in Eukaryota, Metazoa, Chordata, Mammalia, Rodentia, Muridae. The transcript is spliced from 7 exons. Gene Ontology annotation, molecular function: chitinase activity; chitin binding. Gene Ontology annotation, cellular component: extracellular region. The record is from RefSeq and is a predicted model, not a curated record. The coding region runs from base 39 to 1139 and encodes 366 amino acids. Gene Ontology annotation, biological process: carbohydrate metabolic process; chitin catabolic process.
CCCCAGGAGCUGUCUUCCCUGCAGCCUCCAGCCCCGGCAUGGCGCUACGCUACGUCCCCGGACUCUCUCUGCUGUUGGUGCCGCUGCUGGCGCGGCUCUCGGCCGGGGACUGCCCGUGCUCAGAGGCUGCGCUCUGCCGACCGAUCCGCUCUCGCCGCGACUUGGAGGUCUUUGUAUUUGAUGUUGGACAGAAAACCUGGAAAUCUUUUGACUGGUCACAGAUUACAACUGUGGCAGUUUUUGGAAAAUAUGACUCAGAACUUAUGUGCUAUGCUCAUUCAAAAGGAGCCAGAGUAGUGCUGAAAGGUGAUGUCUCCCUGAAGGAUAUCAUUGAUCCUGCCUUCAGAGCAUCAUGGAUAGCUCAAAAAGUUGAUUUGGCCAAAACACAACAUAUGGAUGGAAUUAAUAUAGACAUAGAACAAGAAGUUAAUUGUUCAUCACCUGAAUAUGAAGCAUUGACAGCUUUGGUCAAAGAAACCACAGAGUAUUUCCAUCAUGAGAUUGAAGGCUCACAGGUAACCUUUGAUGUAGCUUGGUCACCAAAGAAUAUAGACAACAGGUGCUAUAAUUACACUGGGAUUGCGGAUGCCUGUGACUUUCUCUUUGUGAUGUCUUAUGAUGAGCAAAGUCAGAUCUGGUCAGAAUGUACUGCAGCAGCCAAUGCUCCCUACAAUCAGACAUUAACUGGAUACAGUGAUUACAUCAAGAUGGGCAUUAGCCCUAAGAAACUCGUAAUGGGUAUUCCCUGGUAUGGCUAUGAUUACCUCUGCCUGAAUCUCUCAGAGGAUGAUGUUUGUACCAUUGCAAAGGUCCCUUUUAGGGGGGCUCCCUGUAGCGAUGCUGCAGGGCAUCAGGUGCCCUACAAAGCAAUCAUGAAGCAAGUAAAUAGUUCUGUCUCUGGAAGUCAAUGGAAUAAAGACCAGCAAGCUCCUUACUAUAACUACAAGGACCCUGCUGGCCAUUUUCAUCAAGUAUGGUAUGACAACCCCCGGAGCAUCUCACUGAAGGCAGCGUAUGUUCAAGACUAUGGCUUGCGGGGCAUUGGCAUGUGGAAUGCAAACUGUCUUGACUACUCAGAUGACACUCUAGCCAGAGAGCAAACAAAAGAAAUGUGGGGAGCCUUAAAGCCAAAGCUGUGAUGCCAAGGAGCACUUCUGUCAGACUAGUAGAUUUCCAGGACUGAGCUGUAUAAGUACAUCUAACUUUUUGAAGAGAUAAAAACAUAUAUUUUUGUCAUGUUUUGCCGUAACUCACUUAAUGGUAUACUCAAUACACAGAUAAGAAAUAAAGAAAUUCUUCAUUUGCACUUGAAAAAUACAUACAUUUCUUAAAUAUCCAGGAAUAUAAAAGCAAAAAACAAGUCAACUUACUCUAUUAAAUAUUCCUCAAUGUUUCAAGACUAUAAUUUAAUUAUAAAAAUCGCUUUCAAAAUUUCAUGCUGGAUUUUCCUUCCUGGUAUUAACAUAUUCUGUAAAAAUGAAUACAGGUUUAAAAUUGUGUGUAACUAGUGGCUUGGUGUGGAUAGUGGGGUUGCUGUGAUUCCCUGUAAGAAGAAUAUGCUGCUGCUCUUCACUCUUUACUCUCCACACUCAUUCCCGGUCCUUCACUUUUAUCCACUCACUCUUGACUACUUUCUUUUUCAUUUGCAUUUUGCUAUUAAGCUACCUAAGAACAUUAUUCUCUCAACUUGUUCCUUUUUACUAAAAGUUUAAUAUUGUGAAAAUAAAUUUCUAAAUGUAAAA